AUUGAUUGAUUAUUUAUUGUUAAUGAAAUAAUAGCGAUCCAAUCCUUUACACUAUUAGUUAUAUCGGGUGAUACUUCAUCAGCCAAUCCGCGUUAAUAUCUGAAGAACCAACUGUUAAAUUAUUACAUUGAUUUACAUUAUUUUAUAAUACUUACGUCUUUGGUCUGAAGAUGUUGGCACGGAUUGGCUGAUGAAAUAUCACCCGAUAAAACUAAUAGUGAAAGGAUUGAAUUGUUAUUAUUUCAUUGACGAAAACUAUAAAUUGGAAAUUGAAACUUUUCAUUAUUACAUUAGAGGGAAUUUUUUGAAAAUUUAAAAAAAUCUCAGUAUGUCUGUGUUCCUGUCAAUAACUAUAUUCGGAUUAAUUUUACUUUGCAGUUUGUCAGCACAAGAAAAUAAAAGGUUAUUAAGAAAAGAAAGUAAUACUGAUGUAUUUUUUGAAAGACAAAAAAAACUAUGGCUUAAUCCUGUUUAUGGAAUAUUAGCUGAUUCAAAUACGCAACUUUAUAUGGUUAACUUUACUCAAGACAAACGUCGACCUGAUAUUAGAGAGUGGCCGAAUGUAAUAUAUCACGUGAUGUCAAAUUUGAAUAAUGAAAUAGAACAUGCUACCACAUUAGGAGUUAAUAAGAAUAAUAGUAAUUAUGAAAAAAUUAAAUCAAUGGUUCCUUCUGUACUUCGAAAAACUGAUCGUGCAUUUCCGCCAAUAAUCUACCCACAAAUUUUGGUAAUCGUCGACUAUUCUUUGUACAAAAAGCUCGAUAAAAGCCUGUGGAAAAUGAUACCAUAUCUCCUAGCAUUUUGGAAUGGCGUAGAUAUGAGAUUUAGAAGUUUAAAUCGUCCUAGAGUCAGAUUGAACAUCGCCAAGAUUCUUAUUGCUGAGAAUCGAAGAGCUCUUACUUAUAUAAAAUCAAAUCUUUAUGAUAGAAGAAUUUUGUAUGCAUACAGAUCAAUAAAUAAUAAAAAGAGAUGGUUAUAUGGUCAAAAAAAUGUUGUUCCAUUAGACAGUUACGAUAUUGCUAUCACAAUGACUUCAUAUAAAAUACUUUUACCUCCAUAUAAGAAUGACUUUGAGAACAGUGCAGAAAUUAAAGGUAUAUCUUCUGGAAAUGCUUGUAAGGUUGAUCAUAGAUUAAGACAUUCUAAGAACAUUGCUAUUGUUAAUGAUUUGGGUGCUUAUGACGGAAUUAUGGCAGCUGCUCAUGAAAUAGGACAUUUGCUGGGAGCGUAUCAUGAUAAUGACAAUAAAUACUGCGCUUUUAAUCGAGGUUAUGUUAUGAACUCAUACUUGGUUUAUAAAACAACGUCGUGGAAUUGGUCACCCUGUUCACGAUCUAAUUUUCGUACUUUCUUGAGAUCGGGAAAAGGUACAUGUUUGUACAAUAAACCAAAAAGAGGUAUAGAGAUACCAAGAUUAUUACCUGGAAAAUUAUUGGACGCAGAUGGACAGUGUCAAAUGUUAGGGGGCUCAUCAGCUGGCGAACUUGAUGACUUAAUGUGUAUAGAUUUAGUUUGUAAUGAAAAUGGAAACUCGACAAUUGAACGAAAUUAUAGUUUUGGUGUUGCUGAUGGUACUAAAUGUGGUGACGGAAAAAUGUGUCUCCAUGGUUCAUGUUUAUAUGAAAAAUCUAUAAUUUAAUGAUAUUCAUUUAUCAAUAAAUGUACUAUAGUUUUAUCAAUAAAGCAAAAAAAUAAUAAAAAUCCAUUAGUAAAAAAUUA
This is a messenger RNA of Microplitis demolitor, 1719 nucleotides long. Its product is annotated as A disintegrin and metalloproteinase with thrombospondin motifs 5. Gene Ontology annotation, molecular function: metalloendopeptidase activity. The transcript has 10 exons. Gene Ontology annotation, biological process: proteolysis. The record is from RefSeq and is a predicted model, not a curated record. Bases 329 to 1639 code for a protein of 436 amino acids. Lineage: Eukaryota; Metazoa; Arthropoda; Insecta; Hymenoptera; Braconidae.